AUGCAGUCGUUGGUUAUUCCCGAGAAGUUUAACCACAUUUUGCGAGUCAUGAAUACCAACAUCGAUGGCAAACGCAAAGUGAUGUUCGCUUUGACGGCCAUUAAGGGAAUCGGUCGCCGUUUCUCGAACAUAGUCUGCAAGAAGGCUGACGUGGAUCUCAACAAAAGGGCCGGAGAGCUCACCGAAGAGGAGGUUGAGAAAUUGGUGACAAUUAUGACGAAUCCGAGACAAUACAAGAUUCCCGACUGGUUUUUGAACAGACAAAAGGACAUCAAAGACGGGAAGUACUCUCAGGUGACGAGUAAUGCGUUGGAAAGUAAACUCCGCGAAGACUUGGAACGGCUGAAGAAGAUUCGCGCCCAUCGGGGGCUCAGACACUACUGGGGACUUCGAGUGAGAGGACAGCACACGAAGACCACCGGCCGAAGAGGUCGUACAGUCGGUGUCAGCAAAAAGAAGGGCUAAUCGUUUGUGGCGUUUAUUUUUGUACACAUUUUUUGGGCAAUUUUAUAAUGUAAUGAAUGAUUGAUUGUAACACCAAUUAAUUGUAUUUUGUGUCCAAAAAUGGGUGAAUAAAUGAAUUGA
This is a messenger RNA of Medioppia subpectinata, 585 nucleotides long. Lineage: Eukaryota; Metazoa; Arthropoda; Arachnida; Sarcoptiformes; Oppiidae. The record is from the annotation of a GenBank genome assembly.